AUGGUUGAGCUGCCCACCUCUCAACCAGUGAAGCCCCUCGUGGUUGAACGGCCUACCUCUCCACCAGUGAAGCCCGUCAUGGUUGAACGGCCUACCUCUCCACCAGUGAAGCCCGUCAUGGUUGAACGGCCUACCUCUCCACCAGUUAAGCUCAACGUGGUCGAGCAUCCCAUCUCUCCACCAGUGAAGCCCAACAUUGUUGAGUUGCUCAUCAUUCCUCCAGUGAAGCUCACCGUGUUGGAGCUGCCGAUCUCAUCACCAGUGAAGCCUGUUGUGGUUGAGCUGCCCAWCUCUCCACCAGUGAAGCCCAUCGAGGUUGAGCUUCCCAUCUCUCCACCAGUGAAGCCCAUUGUGGUUGAGCWGCCUAUCSCUCCAGUGGAAGCUGAGUCGCUUCAGAGAUUUGAGUUUGCUCCACCACCGCGGAAAAAUAAGCCACUGAAGGGUCUGACACAGCGAGAUAGAAAAAGAGAGAAASACAUGGAAACUUCAGUUCCACAGGCCAGAACUACUCAGYCUCCUCCCGCCCUAUCGGAUUAUUUCCAUAUUACUACACCAAAGAGAUGCCAAUGGGCCCAGGAUUUCUUCUCUCCACCUCCAGUGGAGCCUAUUGUAGCUGAGCUGCCCAACUCUCCACCAGAGGAGCCCAUCGUGGUUGAGCUGCCCGUCUCUCCACCAGUGGAGCCCAUCGUGGUUGAGCUGCCCGUCUCUCCACCAGUGAAGCCCAUCGUGGUUGGGCUAGCCAUCUCUCCACCAGUCAAGCCCAUCGUGGUUGAGCUGCCCAUCUCUCCACCAGUGAAACCUAUAAUGGUUGAGCUGCACAUCUCUCCACCAGUGAAUCCCAUAAUGGUUGAGCUGCCCAUUUCUCCACCAGUGAAGCCAAUCGUGGUUGAGCCACCGAUCUUUCCACCAGUGAAGCCCAUUGUGGUUGAGCCACCAAUCUCUCCACCAGUGAAGCCCAACAUUUUUGAACUGCGCAUCAUUCCACCAGUGAAGCCCAUCGAGGUUGAGCUGCCCAUCUCUCCACCAGUGAAGCCCAUCAUGGUUGAGCUGCCCAUCUCUCCACCAGUGGAGCCCAUUUUGGUUGAGCUGCCCAUCUCUCCACCAGUGGAGCCCAUUUUGGUUGAGCUGCCCAUCUCUCCACCAGUGAAGCCCAUCGAGAUUGAGCUUCCCAUCUCUCCACCAGUGAAGCCCAUUGUGGUUGAGCUGCCUAUCGCUCCAGUGGAAGCUGAGUCGCUUCAGAGAUUUGAGUUUGCUCCACCACCGUGGAAAAAUAAGCCACUGAAGGGUCUGACACAGCGAGAUAGAAAAAGACAGAAACACAUGGAAACUUCAGUUCCACAGGCCAGAACUACUCAGCCUCCUCCCGCCCUAUCGGAUUAUUUCCCUACUACUACACCAAAGAGAUGCCAAUGGGCCCAGGAUUUCUUCCCUCCACCUCCAGUGGAGCCUAUUGUAGCUGAGCUGCCCAACUCUCCAGCAGUGAAGCGCAUCAUGGUUGAUCUGCCCAUCUCUCCACCAGUGGAGCCCAUCGUGGUUGAGCUGCCCGUCUCUCCGCCAGUGAAGCCCAUCGUGGAUGGGCUAGCCUUCUCUCCACCAGUCAAGCCCAUCGUGGUUGAGCUGCCCGUCUCUCCACCAGCGAAGCCCAUUGUGGUUGAUCUGCCCAUCUCACCACCAGUGAAGCACAUCACGGUUGAGCUGCCCAUCUUUCCACCUGUGAACCACCAGGAUCAACCUGAUCAAUGGGCCAACUGGGGAAUAGAGGCUGGUUCUUCUCAGAUUGUCGAUGCUCCUGCCUAUCUCCCCCUUCCUACUUCCUCUGAUGUCCCUCAGCAGAGUCCACAGGAACAGCCUGGAGUCCUCACAGAAUCCCCUGAGCUUCUUGCAAACGUUGGGACUCUUAAGGAGAUGAYUGAGAUUGCAUGGCAGAAGUGUCAGGAGUACCAAUCUAAGUUCUUCAUGUGGURUUGUGUUACCCUGUUGUGCACACAGAGUAGGGCACAGCCCAUCUUUCCUUCAGUGAAGCCCAUCGUCGUCGAGCGUCCCAUCUCUCCACCAGUGGAGCCCAUCGUGGUUGAUCCACCGAUCUCUCCACCAGUGAAGCCCAUUGUGGUUGAGCUGCCCAUCUCUCCACCAUUGAAACCCAACAUGGUUGAGCUGCCCAUUUCUCCACCAGUGAAGCUCACCGUAUUGGAGCUGCCGAUCUCCCCACCAGUGAAGCCCAUCGUGGUUGAGCUGCUUAUCGCUCCAGUGGAAGCUGAGUCGCUUCAGAGAUUUGAGUUUGCUCCACCACCGCGGAAAAAUAAGCCACUGAAGGGUCUGACACAGCGACAUAGAAAAAGAGAGAAAGACAUGGAAACUUCAGUUCCACAGGCCAGAACAACUCAGCCUCGUCCCGCCCUAUCGGAUUUCUUCCCUCCACCUCCAGUGGAACCCAUCGUGGUUGAACUGCCCAUUUCUCCACCAGUGAAGCACGCCAUGUUUGAGCUGCCUAUCGCUCCAGUGGAAGCUGAGUCGCUUCAGAGAUUUGAGAUGAUGGUGGAUGGAACUCUGCUGGGGAUCACAUGUCCCUUCUACAUGGGAAGGGAGUCCCAGGACUGGACCUUUAAAGCCCUUUAA
Molecule: messenger RNA, 2616 nt
Organism: Salvelinus sp. IW2-2015
Lineage: Eukaryota; Metazoa; Chordata; Actinopteri; Salmoniformes; Salmonidae
Exons: 7
Coding region: 1-2616 (871 amino acids)
Source: RefSeq, a predicted model, not a curated record